Messenger RNA from Adineta steineri, 969 nucleotides. Lineage: Eukaryota; Metazoa; Rotifera; Eurotatoria; Adinetida; Adinetidae. The record is from the annotation of a GenBank genome assembly.
AUGGCAAUUCCUAUUAUUCUUCGUUUUUGGCUUCUUCUAAUCUUUAUGAUUCCAUCAAUUCUAAGUUCUAUCUUUUGUCUUUAUUAUUUUCUUGUUGAUCGAACACUUCGCAAAGCUCUUAAUAAUCAUGUGAUUAUUUUUAUUCUUUUUCUAUGUCUUUUGUAUAACAUCACUGACAUAAUAUGGCUCAUUCAUUAUUUUCGUACUAGUUCAUCUUUAUCAUCAACACGAAUCUUUUGUCUCAUAUGGGUAUAUAGUGAUUAUGCUUCAUAUGUAUCAAUAUCAUGUCUUACAGCUUGGGCAUCUGUUGAACGGCAUAUUCUUAUUUUUCAUCAAAAUUUAACUGCAACACAAACAAAACGUUUUCUUUUCCAUUACUUACCAUUAAUUAUAUUUAGUGCUUAUCCGUUUAUAUAUUAUAUUGUUAUAUUUUUUAUUUUGCCAUGUAAAACUGUACCUGAUUACACAAUGCCACGAUGUGGUCUUGUUAAUUGUGUAUAUGAAAACGCAUCCAUUGGACUGUGGGAUGGACUAGCAAAUAAUAUCAUACCCUCAUUUAUUAUUGUGAUAUUUAGUUUAGCUCUUAUUGGACGUGUAUGGUAUAAUAAAUAUCGAAUGGGUCAACGGUUUCAAUGGAGAAAUUACAAAAAAUUGACAGUUCAAUUAUUAUCGAUAUCUGUUCUCUAUUCUGCUUUUCUUUUUCCACCAAUGCUGUUGUACACUGCUUACUCAGCCGGUCUAUCAUAUGAUGUAGGUGCUGAGUUCUAUUCUUCUAGUUUAUUUUUUAGUUACUUUGUUACACUGCUCAUUCCUUGCGUAUGUAUUGUUUCAUUACCUGAACUUCGAACAAAACUUUAUAAAGUGACUCGAAUGUACCGACGAGUGAAUCCUAUUAUUAGCAUGAGAAUGUUACCAAUUUCACGUCUAGGAGAUGGUCGAACAGCUAGAGUAGCACCUGUUCUUUCAUAG